UCAGAGAUGUGCGAUAGACCCAGCAGCCACGGAGUAGGAGGAAAUGUUAACUGGAGCCUGUGAUUAAUUCAUUUUUGGGUUUUGGAUUUUUUGUUUGUUUUCUUUCUUUCGUUUAAAGAAACGCACGUAAAGUAUUCAUGUUGCCCGGAUAGAAAACGAUUUUUGGGUCCACCAGCCCGCAAAGAAAGGCUCACCAAGACAUCAUUAAACGCAGAUUGCACCAAAUCGAUUCAAGUUUUAUCUGUGUGGAGUAAAAUUACUCCCGCCCCCACCAGACUGGACUAAUGAUGGCUUUAAUGGUUCACCUGAAGACGGUCGCUCACCUGCGAGGGAAAGGUGACAAGAUCGCCAAAGUUACAUUCAGGGGUCUGUCCUUCUACAGUCGUGUAGCAGAGAACUGUGAGGAGGUGGCACACUUUAAUGAGACAUUUCGAUGGCCCAUUGCCAGCAAGCUGGAUGGAAAUGAAAUGCUAGAGAUCCAAGUGUACAAUUACAGCAAGGUCUUCUCCAACAGACUCAUUGGGACUUUCUGUAUGGUGCUUCAGAAAGUGGCUGAAGAGGGACAUCUAGAGCUGACUGACACACUCACUGAUGAUAACAACACGUCAAUAAAGACCAAUGUUACCAUAGAGAUCAGGUACCAGCCGAUGGAUGGCAUGGUUGGAGUGUGGAGUGACGGGGACUUCUUGGAAGUUCCUGACGACCGUGAUGGGACGUUUUCCUUUGAAACAGAUAGCUUGCUGUCAGGACAAAGCCAUGGGUCAGGGACGUCCCCUGGACGAUCUUUACAUGGAUCCAUACCAACCUUCAGAAAAGCAGGGAAGGGAGUUUUCUCAGCCAUGAAGCUCGGAAAGAUCAAGAGCUCUAGAGACGACCACAAGAAAGAUGAGCCAGCCGUCCUGGACAUGGAGGACUUGGACAAGAAAGCAAUGCGUCUUGCUGGUAUGCUGGAACCAGACACCAUCUCUUUGGCCUCUGUCACGGCUGUCACCACAGACGUCUCCAAUAAAAGGUCAAAGCCAGACAUCAAAAUGGAACCAAGCUCCGGACGACCAGUGGAUUAUCAGAUCAGCAUCACGGUGAUCGAGGCCAGACAGCUAAUAGGCCUUAACAUGGACCCUGUGGUGUGUGUGGAGAUUGGAGAUGACAAGAAGUACACAUCUAUGAAGGAGUCCACCAACUGUCCAUACUACAACGAGUAUUUUGUCUUUGAUUUCCACGUCCCUCCUCACGUCAUGUUUGACAAGAUCAUCAAGCUUUCAGUUAUUCAUUCCAAGAACCUUUUACGGAGUGGGACCUUGGUAGGAACCUUCAAAAUGGAUGUUGGGACUGUCUACUUUCAGCCUGAACACCAGUUCUACCAUAAAUGGGCCAUCCUGUCUGAUCCUGAUGACAUCACAGCAGGAUCUAAAGGAUAUAUAAAGUGUGACAUCGCUGUGGUCGGAAAGGGUGACAACAUCAAGACUCCACACAAAGCCAAUGAGCCUGACGAAGAUGACAUAGAGGGAAAUCUCCUGCUGCCAGAGGGCAUCCCAGCAGAGAGGCAAUGGGCGAGGUUUUAUGUAAAGAUCUUCCGUGCAGAGGGACUUCCUAAAAUGAACACAAGCAUCAUGGCUAAUGUGAAAAAGGCCUUCAUAGGAGAGAACCGAGAUUUGGUGGACCCCUAUGUUCAAGUGCACUUUGCUGGGCAGAAGGGCAUCCCAGCAGAGAGGCAAUGGGCGAGGUUUUAUGUAAAGAUCUUCCGUGCAGAGGGACUUCCUAAAAUGAACACAAGCAUCAUGGCUAAUGUGAAAAAGGCCUUCAUAGGAGAGAACCGAGAUUUGGUGGACCCCUAUGUUCAAGUGCACUUUGCUGGGCAGAAGCUGAACGACGGACUCGGAGAAGGGGUGUCCUUCAGAGCCCGUCUCCUGCUUUCUGUAGCUGUGGAGAUCCUGGACACCACUUCACCUGAGAUCAUCAGCUCCACUGAGGUUCACGUGGAGUCUGUUUCCAACAUCUCAGAGAGUGCUACAGGAAAAAUAGAAGAGUUCUUCGUCUUUGGUUCCUUCCUGGAGGCCACCAUGAUCGACAGGAAGACUGGCGACAAACCGAUCAGUUUUGAAAUCACAAUAGGUAACUAUGGUAACCAGAUAGAUGGCGUGAGCAAACCGUCAUCAAAGAAGAAAAAGAAAGACGGAGAAAAUGAAGAAGAGGAAAGUGAGCUGAUCCAGAACUCCAGUGAGGAUGAGGCGGAUGAGGAUGGAGACCUCGUAUCAGUGUCCUCAACUCCUCCCAUGAAGCCUGUCAUCACUGACAGGAACUACUUCCAUCUUCCCUACUUUGAAAAGAAGCCAUGUAUCUACAUCAAGAGCUGGUGGCAGGACCAGAGAAGACGACUUUACAAUUCCAAUAUGAUGGAUAAAAUUGCAGACAAACUGGAAGAGGGUUUGAAUGAUGUUCAGGAGAUUAUUAAGACUGAGAAGGCAUUUCCAGAGCGUAGACUCAGGGGAGUGCUGGAGGAGCUCAGCGUCGGCUGCAGUCGGUUUGUGUGUCUGGCUAACAAGGAUGUGAACCAAGCAGGCAGAACCAAACUCGAUCGAGAGAGACUCAAGUCCUGCAUGAGAGAGAUGGACAGCAUGGGCCAACAGGCUAAGCAGAUUCGGACUCAGGUGAAGAAAAACACAGUCAGAGACAAACUCAAGCUGGUGCAGAACUUCCUGCAGAAGCUUCGCUUCCUUGCUGAUGAGCCUCAGCACAGCAUCCCAGAUGUUUUCAUUUGGAUGAUGAACAACAACAAGCGCAUUGCUUAUGCACGAAUACCUUCCAAAGACAUCCUGUACUCCAUAGUGGAUGAGGAAACUGGCAAAGACUGUGGAAAAGUCAAAGCUGUAUUCCUUAAGCUUCCUGGUAAGAAGGGUUUUGGUCCUGCAGGCUGGACAGUUCAGGCUAAGCUGGAGUUAUAUCUAUGGCUGGGCCUCAACAAGCAGAGGAAAGAUUUUCUCUGUGGAUUGCCAAAUGGUUUUGAAGAGAUUAAAGCCACUAAAACUGGCCCUGGUCUUCACUCGAUGCCCCCCGUCGGCCUCGUCUAUGACAUGAAGCAGGUGUUCCAGCUGAGAGCACACAUGUACCAGGCUCGCAGUCUGUUUGCUGCUGAUAGCAGUGGCCUUUCAGACCCCUUUGCGCGGGUCUUCUUUUCCACACACAGCCAGGUUACUGAGGUUCUGAGUGAGACUCUUUGCCCUACUUGGGAUCAGCUGCUGGUGUUUGAUGAUGUGGAGCUGUUUGGUGAGGCCAGUGAGCUGAGAGACGAUCCUCCAAUCAUUGUGGUUGAAAUCUACGAUCAGGACACUGUGGGUAAGGCAGAAUUCAUAGGUCGGACCUUUGCAAAGCCCACCAUCAAGAUGUGUGAUGAGCAUUAUGCACCCCCGAGGUUCCCGCCACAGCUGGAGUACUUCCAGAUUUACAGGGGGAACUGCACUGCCGGGGAGCUUCUGGCCGCUUUUGAGCUGCUGCAGAUACCCUUUGAUGCAGAGGAGAUCAGGCGAGCUCUGAUUGCUGUCCAUAAUUUUGCUGUUCCUCAGAUAAAGAUUGGUCAAGGAGGCAGGGCUGACCUCCCCCCCCUUGAGGGGCCGACAGAUUCAGAGCAUGGACCCAUCCUCCCUGUGCCGCUGGGCAUCCGGCCAGUACUGAGUCGCUACCGCAUAGAGGUUUUGUUCUGGGGAUUAAGGGACCUGAAGAGAAUCAACUUGGCUCAGGUGGAUAGGCCCCGUGUGGACAUAGAGUGUGCAGGCAGAGGCGUUCAAUCUGCGCUCAUCCAGAACUACAAGAAGAAUCCCAAUUUCAGCACCCUGGUCAAAUGGUUUGAAGUGGACCUUCCAGAAAAUGAGCUUCUCCAUCCCCCUCUCAAUAUUCGGGUGGUGGACUGCCGAGCAUUUGGCCGCUACAUCCUGGUUGGGUCACAUGCUGUGAGCAGCCUGAGACGUUUCAUUUACAGCGCUCCAGACAAGACUUCCAACAACUGGGCGACCGCAGCUAAGCUAAUGAAUGGCUACAUGGUCCUGACCAAUGGCGGACCCCAGCCCCGCUCCUCACCCAGCCUUUCCCCCCGCUCCUUCUCUCGCCCCGCAGGUGACAUCGUUGUCAACAUGGAUGGAGAUCCUCCAGUCCGAAAGAUGGACACCGUCGUCAAGUUAGACGCAACGUCUGAUGCUGUUGUAAAAGUUGACAUGGAAGAAAGUGACAAAGACAAAAAGAAGAAAAAGAAGAAAAAGAAGGGAGGAAUGGAGGAAGAGGAUGAGCCAGAUGAGAGUGUUCUGGACUGGUGGUCUAAAUAUUUUGCUUCCAUAGAGACACUAAAGGAGAUCCUCAGAGCCCAGGAGGCAGCUCAGGCAGAGGCCGAGGAGAGAGAGGACAUCGAGAUAGCAGCUGAAACGGCAGAUGUCAAACCCGAUGAACUUCUUCUGAAAGGCUCCAAGACGAAGGAAAGGGGUAAAGAGAAGAAGAACUCUAAGGACAAGAGGAAGGGUCAGGCUGCAGAUGGCUCCGAGAGGCGACCAGUGAAAGCAAAAGUGGACGAGCUAGUGGUGUACAACAAGGAGCUUGAGAGUGAAUAUGGCAACUUUGAAGACUGGCUUCACACGUUCAACCUGUACAGAGGAAAGGCUGGGGAUGACGACGAACACGCUCUGGAUGAUGACAGGAUUGUUGGUAGAUUCAAGGGAUCCUUGUGUAUAUAUAAGUUACCUGUAUCUGAAGAGAUCACAAGAGAAGCAGGAUUUGAUCCCAACAUGGGGAUGUUCCAGAGCAUCCCGCACAACGAUCCUGUCAACGUCCUCGUUCGUGUCUAUGUGGUCAGGGCUACAGACCUCCAUCCUGCUGAUAUAAAUGGGAAAGCUGACCCAUACGUUGUCAUUAAGCUGGGCAAAUCAGAGGUCAAGGACAAAGAGAACUAUAUCUCCAAACAGCUCAAUCCAGUAUUUGGAAAAUCAUUUGACAUCGAGGCCACCUUUCCCAUGGAGUCUAUGCUGACGGUGUCUGUGUAUGACUGGGAUCUGGUCGGCACAGAUGACCUGAUUGGUGAGACAAAGAUUGACUUGGAGAACCGUUUCUACAGUAAAUUCAGAGUCACCUGUGGCAUUUCCUCCAGCUACUCUGUCCAUGGAUAUAAUUCUUGGCGGGACCCUAUGAAGCCCAGCCAGAUCCUGGCUAAACUCUGUAAGGAUGGCAAGAUCGAUGGACCUCAUUAUGGGCCAGGAGGCAAAGUCAAGGUGGCUAAUCGAAUCUUUACAGCACCGACAGAGAUUGAGGAUGAAAACGGUCUAAAGAAGCAGACUGAGGAGCAUUUGGCCCUCACGGUGCUGAAUCACUGGGAGGAAAUCCCAAGAGUUGGCUGCAAGCUCGUCCCUGAGCAUGUGGAGACCCGACCCUUGCUGAACCCAGACAAACCCGGUAUUGAACAGGGCCGCAUUGAGAUGUGGGUGGACAUGUUCCCUAUGGAUAUGCCUGCUCCUGGACCUGCAAUUGACAUUUCUCCAAGAAAACCAAAGAGAUAUGAGCUCAGGGUGAUUAUUUGGAAUACAGACGAAGUAAUACUGGAGGACGAUGAUUACUUCACUGGGGAAAAGUCCAGUGACAUAUUUGUCAGGGGAUGGCUGAAAGGGCAGCAGGAGGACAAACAGGACACAGAUGUGCACUAUCACUCACUGACCGGUGAGGGGAACUUUAACUGGCGCUUCGUCUUCCCUUUUGAUUAUCUCAUGGCUGAGGAGAAGAUUGUCAUCUCUAAGAAGGAGUCCAUGUUUUCCUGGGAUGAGACCGAAUACAAAAUCCCUCCUCGUCUCACACUGCAGGUCUGGGAUGCAGACCACUUCUCUGCUGAUGAUUUCCUGGGUGCAAUCGAGCUGGACCUAAACCGUUUUCCUCGGGGCGCAAAGACAGCCAAGCAGUGCACUCUUGACAUGAUUCGAAAUGAGCAGGAUCUGCCAACCAUUUCGAUCUUUAAACAAAAGAGGGUUAAAGGAUGGUGGCCAUUCGUAGCCCGUAAUGAGAAUGAUGAAAUGGAGCUCACGGGGAAAGUUGAAGCUGAGCUUCACCUAGUGACAGCAGAGGAAGCAGAGAAAAGCCCUGUAGGACUGGGACGAAAUGAGCCAGAUCCACUGGAAAAACCAAAUCGCCCGGACACCAGUCUUAUGUGGUUUCUGACCCCUCUGAAGUCCAUUCGUUACUUCAUCUGGCACAACUACCGCUGGCUGAUCCUCAAGGUCUUGGGGCUGAUUCUGCUGCUGCUCAUGCUGGGCCUCUUCCUCUACUCAAUCCCUGGUUACCUGGUCAAGAAGAUGCUGGGGGCCUGAUGCGCUGUCGCCCAGACACCACCUUCCUCUGGUUCCUGAGCCCGCUGAAAGCAAUCCGCUACCUGGUGUG
Messenger RNA from Pundamilia nyererei, 6399 nucleotides. It is a transcript of the gene otofa, whose product is annotated as otoferlin a. The record is from RefSeq and is a predicted model, not a curated record. The coding region runs from base 285 to 6329 and encodes 2014 amino acids. Gene Ontology annotation, molecular function: AP-2 adaptor complex binding; calcium ion binding. NCBI's taxonomy places the organism in Eukaryota, Metazoa, Chordata, Actinopteri, Cichliformes, Cichlidae. Gene Ontology annotation, cellular component: synaptic vesicle membrane; presynaptic active zone membrane. Gene Ontology annotation, biological process: plasma membrane organization; synaptic vesicle priming. The transcript has 48 exons.